AUGGGAAACCUUGUCAAUCUUGUUGAGCUUUACAUGGAUAACAACAAUUUCAUAGGUCCCAUCCCUUCUACUCUUGGAAACUUGACUAAGCUAAUUGUGUUACACUUGUUCAACAAUCACCUAUCCGGCUUCAUUCCACAAGAGAUAGGAAAGUUGAAAUCACUCCAAGACCUAAGCUUUGGAAACGACAGUCUUAUUGGCUCAAUUCUAACAUCUUUUGGUGAUUUGAGCUCCGUAACACUCCUACAUCUUUGGAAUAAUCAACUCUCUGGUUCAAUUCCUAAAGAACUAGGGAAUUUGAAGUUCCUCAAUGAUCUGGAAUUGAGCGAAAAUCAACUCAGUGGUCCUAUUCCUGCUUCAUUAGGCAAUUUGUCUAAGUUAGAAAUUCUUUUCCUUCGUCCCAACCAACUUUCCGAUCCCAUUCCACAUGAAUUUGGAAAUUUGACAAACUUGCUUGUACUAGAAAUGGUUAGGGAGAUCCCAAAGGAAUAUGGAAAGUUGACUUCUUUGGAGUGGAUGAUUUUGGCUAAUAAUCAGCUUUCAGGUUGGAUACCUCAAGAACUUAGAUCACUAACUAAGUUGUCAAAACUUGAUUUAUCCACAAACAAAUUUAGUGGGCCACUACCAGGUAUUUUGGAGAACUAUCGAAAUCUGUUUUACUUGAACCUGAGCAACAACAUGUUCAACCAGCAAAUUCCAUUACAGAUUGGUAAGUUAUUUCAACUAACCGAGAUGGAUCUGAGUAGUAACAUUCUCAUAGGGGAAAUACCAUUGGAAAUCACAAAUUUGAAAAGCUUGGAAAAGUUGAACCUCUCCCACAAUAAACUCUCUGGUCUCAUUCCAAAGAGUUUUGAAGGUAUGUAUGGCUUGGCUUAUGUUGAUAUAUCGUAUAGAGUUUUCAAAGGCCUGCAGCCUUGCAAAGUUCUUUCUACAUUGCACAAACACACUCUAGAAAGAAGGACACUUGUUCUUGUAAUCAUGCUCUCUCUUGGUGGAGCACUCUUACUUCUAGGUGCAUUCAUUAGACUUCUCUUUAUGUUCAAUUCAAGAAAGACAAAGUCACAAGUUGAAGAGGGUGACACCCAACCCCCGAAAGAAGAUUUGUUAUCGAUAUCAAUAUUCAAUGGAAGAGCAAUGUACAAUGACAUUGUACAAGCUACCAAUGAUUUCGAUGCCGCAUAUUGCAUUGGAAAAGGAGGAUAUGGAACUGUCUACAAAGCGAAGUUACCAUCAACGAAUAUAGUAGCUGUGAAGAAACUUCAUCCGUUAUCCGAGAGGGCUGAUAGGAAAGAUUUCUUAAAUGAGGUAAGGACAUUGACAGAAAUUAAGCAUUGA
Messenger RNA from Camellia sinensis, 1335 nucleotides. Lineage: Eukaryota; Viridiplantae; Streptophyta; Magnoliopsida; Ericales; Theaceae. The record is from RefSeq and is a predicted model, not a curated record.